Messenger RNA from Cetraspora pellucida, 957 nucleotides. NCBI's taxonomy places the organism in Eukaryota, Fungi, Glomeromycota, Glomeromycetes, Diversisporales, Gigasporaceae. The record is from the annotation of a GenBank genome assembly.
AUGCCAUGUUGUGCAGAUACCAUAGUGAGAAUUAAGCACGUUAGACAAACCGUAAAGAAAAAAUUAGAAGUGGUAUGGGCUAUCGGUGUUUAUCCUGUAGGGAUUGAGGAUCGUGAGGUCGAAUUGAUUUUAUUUCUAUCAAGUAAUUUGGGAGAGAGGGAUCCAGAUACACAUGCGCUCUUUGAGAAAGACGAAUAUUUUUCUGUUAGUGGUAAAAUAGUGCCCGAAACUUAUAAAAGUAAUUUAAGGCCAAGGAUGACAGUUUCGACUUCUACGCAUGUUAAGAUUCUUAAAGUUUCUGACUUGAAUAAAUGUCUUUUGAAAGUAUCGUUGGCUGGAAUGGUUGAAAAAGCAUCUGAUGAAUUUGGAGAUGAUGAGAAUGCUGUCAUCGAAGUUUUAGUAACAGAUUAUAUGUGUCGAGAUUAUAACUUUAUUAUUAAAGUAGUUUUUCCGCAUUUAAGUCCACAGUUUAAAAGUCUCAUGAGCAUUGUUCGUCCGGGAGAAUCAAUAGUUUUUGUUGUGGGCCAGAUGGAAUUUAUAGAACACGAAUUGUACGUGUAUGCUCAUGAUAUUAAUUGCAUAGAUACUCAUUUUAUUAAGAAGAGAGAAAUCGAAAUCGACAGUGAACAAUCGAUGAAAUCAACUCGAUCAAGACUAUUGACUAUUCAUAAAAGUAUAUCUAAGCGUGUAAAAGUCGAAGUGAAUGAAACUAAGAAAGACGUAAUAGCUGAAGAAGAUAUUGAUGCUUCAAAUGUUGAUGAUAAAGAAUUAAUCAAAGAUAUUGAUGAUUUGGUUGAGAUUUAUCAAGAUCAAGAUGAGGAAAAAACAAAUAAAUCUAAAAAGAAUCAAGGAUGUGGUCAUAAAAAGGAUAAGGAAUGGGCUAUUCAGAAGAUUACUCAUAAUACCAGACAGUCAACCAGAUCUAGUGUAGUUAUCGAUGAUAAUGAAGAAGAAUAA